Molecule: messenger RNA, 1443 nt
Organism: Macadamia integrifolia
Lineage: Eukaryota; Viridiplantae; Streptophyta; Magnoliopsida; Proteales; Proteaceae
Product: cell division cycle 20.1, cofactor of APC complex-like
Exons: 6
Coding region: 30-1352 (440 amino acids)
Biological process (GO): positive regulation of anaphase-promoting complex-dependent catabolic process; anaphase-promoting complex-dependent catabolic process; positive regulation of ubiquitin protein ligase activity
Cellular component (GO): anaphase-promoting complex
Molecular function (GO): anaphase-promoting complex binding; ubiquitin ligase activator activity; protein binding
Source: RefSeq, a predicted model, not a curated record
UUUUUUUUUACUUUUUUUUUUCAUUCACCAUGGAUGCAAGUGAUCAGUAUCGGUGCCUUAUUAAAAAAAUUAUGGUUCGGAGGAAAAAUUACGGGGAAAAUUUGGAUAGAUUCAUCCCCAAUAGAGCAGCGAUGGAUUUCGACUAUGCUCGAUAUAUGUUGACAGAAGGGACGAAGGUGAAGGAAAACCCUGCAGUGAGUUCUACAUCUGUUUACCAGAAGGAACUCGCAGAACUUUUCAACAUGAACGGGAGGCGAAUUUUAGCUUUCAAAGACAAGCCUCCCACCCCUGUUGAGCUGUUCCCUUCUAAAUUCUUCUCUGAUCGACAAUUGAAAGCCGUGAAGCCUCAAAGACACAUUCCUAAGAGUUCUGAGAGGACAUUAAAUUGUCCUGAUAUAUUGGAUGACUACUGCUUGAAUCUACUGGACUGGGGUAGCAGCAAUAUCCUGUCAAUUGCCCUUGGCAGCAGUGUACUUCUAUGGAAUGCUUCGGAUGGUUCUUCUGAUGAACUAGUGACAAUUGAGGAUGAUUAUGGUCCCGUUACUAGUGUCAGUUGGGCUCCUGAUGGUCGACACAUUGCUAUCGGCUUACAGAAUUCUGAAGUCCAGCUUUGGGAUACUACUACGAAAAUAAAGGUGAGAACUCUUAAUGGAGGCCACCAAGCGCGAGUGGGUGCCCUGGACUGGUGGAACAAUCACGUCCUGACAACAGGAGCAAAUGAUUCCCGCAUUAUAAACAAUGAUGUGAGGAUGAGGUCUCACAUUGUUGAAACCUAUAGAGGGCACACCCGAGAGGUGUGCGGGCUAAAAUGGUCAACCUCAGGCAAGCAACUAGCAAGCGGGGGAAAUGAUAACCGUAUACAUAUAUGGGAUCGGGCAAUGGCUUCUUCGAAUUCUUCAACCCAGUGGCUGCAUAGAUUUGAAGAUCACACAGCUACUGUUAAAGCUCUUGCUUGGUGUCCCUUCCAGAGAAAUUUGCUUGCCUCUGGUGGGGGUGCAGAAGACCAUUGUAUAAAGUUCUGGAAUACACGCACAGGUGCUUGCUUGAAUUCAGUGGACACUAGUUCACCAGUAUGCUCUCUGCUCUGGAGCAAGAAUGAGCGGGAGCUUCUGAGCUCUCAUGGGUUGACAGACAAUCAACUAACUCUGUGGAAAUACCCAUCUAUGGUAAAGAUGGCAGAGCUUACUGGUCAUAAUUCAAGAGUUUUAUUCAUGGCUCAGAGCCCAGAUGGUUCCACUGUGGCAUCUGCAGCAGCAGAUGAAAGAUUAAAAUUUUGGAAAGUUUUUGGGACUCCACCGCGUGCCCCAAAAACAAAUCCAGAGCCAUAUUCAAAUGUAAGCCACAUCAGAUAGAGCUUCUAGGAAGAUGUUUCAAUUUGCAACAAAUCAUCGUCAAAGAGAAGUUGAACUUGUACUUAUUGUAAUAUGACGCAGGUACUACUAC